Molecule: messenger RNA, 2304 nt
Organism: Paramecium tetraurelia
Lineage: Eukaryota; Ciliophora; Oligohymenophorea; Peniculida; Parameciidae
Exons: 3
Biological process (GO): phosphorylation; phosphorelay signal transduction system
Molecular function (GO): phosphorelay sensor kinase activity
Source: RefSeq, a predicted model, not a curated record
AUGGCUGUGGGGGUGUUGUUGGGAUUGUCAAUAUUGCUUGAUUUAUUGGGAAGUUCGAGAUUGGAGAAUAACAACCUUAAGGUAAUUGCGAUCUACAUGAGUUUUUGUUGUAAAUAUUUGGGCAUUUGGUUUUUGGGCUAUUCAGGUGGAGUGAGUUUCUUGGUUUAGGGGAUAAUGUGUUAAGCCUUGAAAUGCAAGAGUAUUUUUGAUCACAUGUUUUUAUAUGAGUUGAUUGGAAUGUUCGGAUUAAUACUGAAUAUUUUCAACUAGGAGAGAAUUGUCAUGGAGAAUAGAGCAAUAUUGGGGAUAGAAGCAGGGAUCGCCUUGUUAUUUUUGAUCCAAUUUUGUAAGAUAAUGACUAAGAAGUGUUCAGGUCAUAGAAAACACAAUUUAAUCCAGAAUCAAGUGAUAAUGGAUAUGAUAGCCAAUCACAAGUUGAAAUAGGAUUACGAGUCGACUCCUUGUCAGUCACCUCGAUCAAACCUUCAGAAAUUAUUCUAAUAUAAUAAUUUCAUUAUUUUUAAGGAGGAUUUGGAGAUUGUGGAAAGUAAUUUCGAUCUUAAAAUUCAUUGGAUAAACGAAUCUUCUCCCAACAACAAUAUUUUAAUAGAAUAAUUUCUGUACUUGUAGGUGAUUUCUUCAAAUUUUGGGGAGAGUGAACAGAUAUACAGCAUCAAAGAAUUCAUUUUGAAAUUCAAAGACAAUUUAAAGACACAAUUUGCAUCAUUCAUAAUUUCAAAGAGUCAAGUUUUUGAUUUGGAGAAUGUGACAUUAAAUUUGAUGCCAUUUCAACGGGAUGAAGGUUAUAACUUCAUAGUUACAUUUUCCUAUUUAAGUCAAUCGUUGAUCAAGAGAUUAAAAGAUGACAGCAACAAUCAAGUGUUGAUGGACAUCAGUCGAUCUCUGUCUCAUGAACUAGGCACCAAUCUAAAUAGUAUUAUGGUAUUCUCAAGUUUGGCUAUGCAUGAUGAUGAGGUUCCUGAAUUGGUCAAGCAGAAGUACAUUUAGUCACUAAAAAUCAAUAGUGAGCAACUCGGCUUAAUUGUAAGUAAUAUACGAGAUUACAAUUUAAUAAGUUUGUAAUAAUUCAAUCUAAAACUAGAGGAAUUCAACAUCAAUGAUGAAGUCAAGUAAAUUGAGAAUCUUUUGAUUGAUACCAUUAAAAAUAAACAGAUCAAUGUAGUACAUGAUUACUAAUUGAGCAACUCUAAUAUUAUCAAUGAUAGACAAAGAUUUCGAUAAGUGUAUUUUCAAUUUUUGCAUAAUGCUGUUAAAUUCACAACCAGAAAUGGUACUAUACGUAUUAAAAUUGAAAGCAGCAGAUCAUAAUGUUAAAUAGCCAUAUAAGAUUCUGGACCUGGAUUAUCUGAAGAGGAGAUGGCCAGAAUGUAGAAUAUUCUCAUAGGCAAGAAUCAAUUCGUAUAGAUUUCACCUCAUUCAGUUGGAAGUGGCUUGGGAAUUGGCAUUUCAAAUAGUAUAGUGAAGAGAUUGAAUGGUCAAAACAUCCCAAUACUUUGCGAUCAGAAGGGAAAAGGAACCACUUUUACGUUUUUGAUCAAGAACCAUCUGCAUGAGAUGAGCAAUUACGAUAACAAGAAAUCGAUAGAACUCAGAUCAAGCAAAUCCAUCAUUAGACUUAUUUCUGGUAAUUCAUACAUCGAGUCUCCAUUCAGUAGUUCAGUUAAAUUUAUACUUCCAUCCAUUAGUAAAAGCAGCGAUCAAAUAAAUUUCAAGAGUUCCAUUGUGGAGGAUGAUAAUGUUCUAAAACAACCCAAAUUGUUGUUGGUCUAGGAUCAAGGAUCCAUACCCAUCAGUGAGGAUGAAUUCGUGAUUGUACAAGAACCAAGAAAUAUGAAUCCCAAAUUCCAGUAUGAAAUUAUCGAAUGCUCCAUUUAAAGUAAUUGUUGUUCAAGAGUGUUGAUUGUUGAUGACGAGUACUUUAACAUUUUGAGUCUAUAGCUGUUGAUGUAGAAGCAUAGAGCGAAAUGCGAUUAUGCGUACAAUGGAAAAGAGGCACUCAAUAAGAUUCACCUACCAGAAAUUGGCUCUAGCUUGUCACAUCUUCUCAUCUUCAUAGACAUCAAUAUGCCCGUCUUGAAUGGAUACCAGACAGUCAAGGAAAUCAAGAGUCUCAUUUAGAACAAAACUAUCAGGAGAGCGUGGUGUGUUGCCAAUACUGGAUUCACUGAUCUUGAUACUAAGAUAUAGUCAUUCAAUUCUGGAAUGGAUUACUUUCUCACAAAACCAUUGGAUGCAAAGAACCUCCAUGAUUUAAUUGUUUAAAUGUUUCCACUACAUAAAUGA